This is a messenger RNA of Puma concolor (puma), 1944 nucleotides long. RefSeq names its product microtubule associated protein 9 (gene MAP9). Gene Ontology annotation, molecular function: microtubule binding. The record is from RefSeq and is a predicted model, not a curated record. Gene Ontology annotation, biological process: mitotic spindle assembly; mitotic cytokinesis; regulation of mitotic cytokinesis. Gene Ontology annotation, cellular component: astral microtubule. Lineage: Eukaryota; Metazoa; Chordata; Mammalia; Carnivora; Felidae.
AUGUCUGAUGAAGUUUUUAGCACAACUUUGGCUUAUACAAAGAGUCCAAAAGUCACGAAAAGGACUACUUUCCAGGAUGAGCUAAUAAAAGCAAUUACAGCCCGCUCAGCCAGGCAAAGAAGUUCUGAAUACUCUGAUGACUUUGACAGCGAUGAGAUUGUUUCCUUAGGUGAUUUUUCUGAUACCUCAGUAGAUGAAAAUUCAGAUAAGAAAAAAAUGAAUGAUUUCCAUUUAUCAGAUGAUGAAGAAAAGAAUUCCCCAAAACUAUCUUUUUUGAAAACCAAGAAAUCAAACAUUGACAUGACAAAAGAUGAGCCAGCUUUCUCUGCCAAAAAUGAUGAGGACAUGGCACCUGAUGGUUGUGGAGACGUGGUUGGAGCUCCCUUAUCUGAAUCUCAAAGUGAAGACCAGGAAAUCGAAAAAGACAAAAUUAAAAUGAAACCUAAACCCAGGAUUCUCCCAGUCAAAAGCACAUCUUCAGAAAACAACAGCAGCCUUGAAGCAGACAACCACUUCAGGCCUUCACCUCGGCCACGGAGCAUGUUGAAAACACACAGCCACAAGGAGGAGAAAGAUGGGCCAGGAGAAGAUAAAACAACUGCUCUCCGUGAAGAAUUAGAGCCACAUUCUGCACCUUCCCCCCUCCCAGUGCUAAAUGACGGACAACUAGAAGCUGAGAAAAAAGCAUUCUCGGAAAACCUAGAUCCUGAGGAUCCAUGGUUAACAAGUCUAUCAUCGUCAUCUCUUAAAGAAAGUCUUGGAGAUUCCUUAUCACCAGGAUCUGGGGAAAAAGCAUCCAUACAAGAUCAGAAUGAAGAACUUACUGAAAACCACAAUUCCUUGAAAUCAAAUGAAAAUGAAGAGAAUUCAUUUUUGAUAGACUUUGUUACUACUCCACAUGAGAAAUCCAAGGAAAGUCAAGUGAUUGCUGAUGACCUUGAAGAAGAAAAGGAGAAAGCUGAACUGAUCAUGAAUGAGUUGACAGCUGAUCCACCGCUAUUGAAAUCUCAGAGUAUCGUAAUAUCCACUGAUGCAACUGCGUCUUCAAAGAAAACAAUUGAAGACAGAAAUAUGAAGAAUAAAAAAUCAACAAAUAAUAGAGCAUCCAGUGCAUCUGGCAGAUUAAUGACCUCUGACUUUUUAAAGAAAUCUAGUUCUAUAAGGAGACCACCAUCAGCAUCUACCUCUUCUCACUAUUUAGGGACUUUGAAAGUCUUGGACCAAAAGCCCCCACAGAAACAGAACCUAGAACCUGAACGAGCAGAUAACAUAAGGGCAGCUGUUUAUCAGGAGUGGUUAGAAAAGAAAAAUGUGUAUUUACAUGAAAUGCACAGAAUUAAAAGGAUUGAAAGUGAAAACCUAAGGAUCCAAAACGAACAGAAAAGAGCUGCUAAGAGAGAGGAAGCAUUAGCAUCAUUUGAGGCCUGGAAGGCUAUGAAAGAAAAGGAAGCAAAGAAAAUCGCCGCCAAAAAAAGACUUGAGGAAAAAAACAAGAAAAAAACCGAGGAAGAAAAUGCUGUGAGAAAAGGAGAGGCACUACAGGCGUUUGAACGAUGGAAAGAGAAAAAGAUGGAGUAUCUUAGAGAGAAAAAUAAAAAGGAGAAAGAAUACGAAAGAGCGAAGAAGCAGAAAGAGGAGGAAACUAUUGCUGAGAAAAGGAAAGAUAACUUAACAGCUGUAGAGAAAUGGAAUGAAAAGAAGGACGCCUUUUUCAAAGAAAAGGAGAAAGAGAGAAUAAAUGAGAAAAGAAGAGAAGAACUGAAAAAAGCAGAGAAGAAAGAUAAAGACAAGCAAGCUAUUGAUGAAUAUGAAAAAUGGCUGGAAAAGAAAGAAAGGCAGGAAAGAAUUGAACGAAAACAGAAGAAACGUCAUUCCUUCCUUGAAAAUGAGGCACUUCCUCCCUGGAGCCCUCCAAGUCGAACUGUGUUCUCAAAAGUGUUUUGA